Molecule: messenger RNA, 6612 nt
Organism: Oreochromis aureus
Lineage: Eukaryota; Metazoa; Chordata; Actinopteri; Cichliformes; Cichlidae
Gene: ahr2
Product: aryl hydrocarbon receptor 2
Exons: 11
Coding region: 415-3297 (960 amino acids)
Biological process (GO): regulation of transcription by RNA polymerase II
Cellular component (GO): aryl hydrocarbon receptor complex; nucleus
Molecular function (GO): protein dimerization activity; nuclear receptor activity; transcription cis-regulatory region binding
Source: RefSeq, a predicted model, not a curated record
GCGCGGCGGCUGAGAGGCCCUGUCAAAUCACUACGGAGGUGACGCGCAGCCCGAGGACUUACAUAAAACUCCUCCGAGGACUUUUCACACUUUUAACGCCUAAAAGUGGCUUUACUCGCCCAUAUUUCGGACGAGGAGGCCUACACGUCGUGGAAAUAAAAAGUUGUGGUAGUUUUGAACUUCUACCGGAGGCUUGUUUCGAUUAAAUACAACAAAAAGUAAUUUUUUUUUCAGCUGAGAGGCACUCGAGACGCGAAGCAGCCGAGGACCGAGAGGAAGGGGGGAUUUCUAAUCGUCUCCUUUUCAGUUUUUUCGGGGGCAUGCGAGUCUUCUGAACACGCCCGGACCUGUUAACGCGCACAUAAAGCCGGGAUAAAGCCACUUGUAGCUCACUUUGUUUCUUCUGAAUUCAACAUGCUGCCGAAUACGGCGCUUUACGCCGCGAAGAAACGGAAGAAGCCCGUCCAGAAAAUGCCCAAACCUCCACCUCCCGAGGGCGCCAAGUCCAACCCGUCCAAACGCCAUCGCGACAGGCUCAACGGCGAGCUGGACAAGCUCACCAGCCUGCUGCCCUUCACAGAGGAGGUGCGGUCCCGGCUGGACAAGCUGUCCGUACUCCGCCUCAGCGUCGGGUACCUGAAGGUCAAGAGCUACUUCAACGCCACCAUGAAGACGGGCCAGAACAAAAACUCCAACAGCUACACCAGCGAGCGGAGCAUCAUGUUUGGAGGAAACAGCCAGAGCUCGGCGCUGCAGCCAUCCUCCGCAGCCUCCACUGCCCCCUCCUUCACGACUUCCACAGUGACCUCCAUCGAUGGGGUGAACUUCUCUGAGGGAGAACUGCUGCUUCAGGCGUUGAGCGGCUUCGUGUUGGUGGUGACAGCUGAAGGCUACGUCUUCUACACGUCCCCCACCAUUCAGGACUUCCUCGGCUUCCAUCAGUCGGACGUCGUCCAUCAGAGCGUGUUUGAGCUGAUCCACACAGACGACCGAGCUUUCUUCAGACAGCAGCUCCACUUCUCUCUCAACCCAAACACAGAGGGCGCCGACGGCCCCAGUGACCAGAGCAACCCUGAGAUCAGCAGUAACAUAGUGAGCUACGACCCGCAUGUCGUCCCUCCAGAGAACUCGUCCUUCCUGGAGAGGAACUUCUGCUGCCGCCUGCGCUGCCUGCUCGACAACUCGUCCGGCUUCCUGGCUUUGAACUUCCGCGGCCGCCUCAAGUUUGUCCACGGUCAGAACCGCGUGUCGGAGGACGGGUCGCUGGUUCCUCCGCAGCUUGCUCUGUUUGCCAUCGCAACACCGAUGCAGCAGCCAUCCAUCCUGGAGAUCCGCACCAAGACACUCAUGUUCCAGACCAAACACAAGAUGGACUUCACACCCAUAGGCGUCGACGCCAGAGCGAAGCUGGUUCUGGGCUACUCCGAGAUAGAGAUCAGUAGGAAAGGCUCGGGCUACAACUUCAUCCAUGCUGCCGACAUGUUGUACUGCGCAGAAAACCAUGUCAGAAUGAUGAAAACCGGAGAGAGUGGCAUAACCAUCUUCAGGCUGCUGACCAAGGCCGGCCGGUGGGUCUGGGUCCAGGCUAAUGCCCGGCUCAUCAUAAAAAACGGGAAACCCGAGUUCAUCGUGGCCCAGCAGAGAGCUUUGACAAAUGAAGAAGGAGAAGAGCAGCUUCGCCUCAGACGGCUGCAGGUGCCAUUUAACUUUGCCACAGGAGAGGCGCUGUUGUAUGAUGUCACCCCCAACAUUGAGCCCCGUGACCCGUGCUCCGCCCCCAAGCAGGGGAAGUUUGACAGUGACGCCAUCAGCCGCGACUCCUUGCUGGGCUGCAUGCUGAAUCAGGACCAUUCGCUGUACUGCGAUCAGAACAGUGCCAACACCCUCAGCAACCUCAACGACAUGGUCUUCAAGGACACCAACGCUACACUCAAUGUCCCCGGAGACACGGAGCCCAGCCCGGCAGUGGGAAACGUAGUGAAAGCGGAAGCCACUGUUCAGGAAAUCAUGGAGUCCCUGCAGCUGAUCUUUGGGGACGGUGAGCUCAUCGAAAGCCUGCACGUUGAGCCCGAUGAGCUCAAGAGCUGGGAGAGCACGCUGUUGCAGAUGAACUGCCACGGUGGGUUCAACGACGACCUCAGCGACAUUCUCAACAACGACAUCCUGUCUUACGUGGAGGAGCAGCUGCAGAAGGAUGUCGAGCUCGACCUGCCGCAACAGACUGACGGCAUCCCAGCCUGCCUCUCUGGUUUGGACCCACUUCAAAACCAGGAACCAGAUCGAGGCGGGGAGCUGAACUUUGACUGGGCUCUCGAGACGCAGACCCAGCUGAUACCCAACGGAGUGCAGAUGACGGCAGUCCAGGGGACGAUGAAACUGAGCCACAUGGACUUUCCUCAGCCCAAUUCUUCUGGGCCCAAUGGACUGACCUUUAACAACGUCCUGCCAAACAGCUUUCCUCAAACACAAAGUCAGCUACAAGCCAGCAGGAUAGACAACAACCUCGGAGCGUUCCCGCUCAGGCAGCCUUCAACCAACCCAGUGCCUCUUCACAUGAUCCCAGCCAACCAAACAUUUGGCCUCCAGGACCAAAACAAAGGACAGUUAAAUAAUGUCUUUACCUUCCAGGGCACCAAGUGCAGCAAAUCAGUGUCACACCAAGCAGACAGCUGUGGAGAAACAUUUGCCUCCAAUAUUUCAAACGAGGCUGUUUUCUCUUCAUCACUCAGCUGCAUGCAGAGCCACUUCCCUGUACAGACGCCAAACGGCAACAGUCAGAGGCAGGCGUGGCCGCAGCAGCAGCAGCUGAUCACAGGUCAGCAGAUGGGCUCUUUCCAGAGGAACCCCACAGACAUCGGCUCUCUCAACAAGCCGAUGUUCACGACUCCAGAGACUUCUAAUCCUCCACUUCCUGUUCAGCAGGUCUUGGAGCGGCUGCCGGCUUCUACAAGCUGUAUGUACAGAAAUGCCGCCCCAGGACUGCCUGUGAACGGCGUGCACCACAGUCAGCCGAGGUUGAACCCGGCCCCCAGUCAGAUUCCCUCCAAUCCCUCCUGCUUUUACCAGGCUGGAGGAAGAGCCGUAUCCGGAAUGGCUUCGAUCCCAAAUUUGGAUGAAGCGUCGCUGUCCUGUCAGAUGUCCGCUGGUCUGAAACCGAACGACCUGCUGGGGCAGCAGAAGCAAUAUCUGAACUUCAGUGAGCAGACGCAGAUGAACAACCGUCCAGUCGUCGGGAACGGAGUUUUCCCCUUCCCUUCGCUGCCCAAUGGGAACAUGUGCUACUCAGAGAACAAAUAGGAAUCAGUCGCUGUGACUUCUGGACGGCAGAGGAUCUCAACUUGGACUGAAAGGAAAAGACUGAAGAACAAGAAAGUGCCAGAAAAUGGACGAGAAGACAAUCAAAGACACCCCUCCCUCCCUUUUUUGGUUUCUUUUCAUUUCUUUCUCUUAUGACGAAACAGUGAUGAAAGCUGUUAGAGUUCAUGUUUGGUUCAGGGUGGCUCAACAGGAUGAAAAAUUAGGAUAAAAGCUUGGAUUCCUCUUUCGGAUGUGGUUGGAUUGUACCAAUGUAAAACAACUGCUUGGUGGGAAUAUUUGGAUUUGUAUGGGAACCAAAAUGAGUCCAGUCUGACUGAGUUGAUCCCUCUGAUGGAAACAAGUUAAAGGGCGCUGCUUUUUAACAGAGGUAGGUGAAGCUGACAUGACCAACCAAUCAGACCUCAGCCACCAAAACCCAGUCAACCAACUCAAAUUGUUUUAAUAUAUUUGAAGUGAGUUUUUAAAACAAAAAAUGCCCCAAAUUUUGAAAACAGGUUUUCCAACAGCUGGCAGAAACUAAGCAAAAAAAGGAAGGAGGCUCCACCUGGUGGUGCUAUCCAGCAACUGCACUUUAAAAGCCAAUUAAUUAAGAGGAAGGUCACUAUAUUAGUAAGGUCAACUAUAUAUUUCGCCACAGAUGAGGACUGGCUGGUUGGGUUAGCUUUGCCUUGUUGUAAUAAAAAGCAGAUGAUUUCCCUUCUCCUUUAUUUUUUAUUCUUUUAAAAAAUCCCCUACUGUGUGGAUGGGACGUUUCUGCGUGGGACAGAUGGACCUGGAAGUUAAAGGAAACAUCACUGAGGCAACCUCCUGUCAAUCCUCUGCCGUCUGCAACGUACACAAUUUCGACACCUUUGCUAAUUUGAACACUCAGAAGGAUAGCAUAUACCAACUUUUUUUUUUUUUUUAAACAUUGCUGUUUUAUGUCCUUUUGAACAGGCGUCCUGAUUCAGUUCAUUUCAAGUCUUUACUGUCCCAGUGAGGGAGAUUUGCUUUGCAGACAGGGUAGAAAAUUAUUGUAGUUUAAAAAGAAAAGAAACGCACAACCAGACAUCAGCAUCAUCCUACUAACAGACCAUAUGUAAGAUUUAAUUCAGUGAAAACAGCUGCUUGUUGAUAUAUUUUAAGAGCUUUGUCACUGAGCCAGUUUUCUUUCCUUCCUUUUCCUUUUGUGUUGUUGCUUUAUUUUUAUUGUACCGGGGAAAAACUUGCAGAUCGUGCCUUAAACUGACAGGAACUUGAAAGGGACAGUCAGUAGAGAUUAAUUAGAAGACCAAAGUUGCCCUUGCCUUAACUCAGUCACGCAGGCCCAGAUAACCUCCAGCCACUAGGGAGAAACGUGCAUUCUCCAAACAAGCGGUGCUCGAGGUUGCAAUCAAUCACAAAACACUUCUAUGUGGUUGUUUAGAUUGUUAGCAGAUUGCUGCGGUCACCCUUUGUUUCCAUGGAUGACACCGACUAGUCUGCAAACAGUCACCAACUUCUCUAUGAAACUGUGAAGAGUGCGACGCGCAUUCCAAUUUUGGUUUUUACAGUUUGACUACCACUAAAAUAGUUUGCAGACAAGUGAGCUUCAACUGCUACAAUCUGCUAGCGACCAACGCACUUGCAAGGAGAUUUUCGGCACAAGUGAUUCACCCAGCAACUGCAAGCAACCAUUGUUUGCCUGUGUGACUGAAGCUUUAGCCAUCAUUAUACUUUUUUUUUUUUGCACUACUCCUUUAAAUCGUUUGACUUGCCAAAGCACAGUGAGAAGUCCAAGACUUACUAUUGCUAGACAAAAAACUGAGAACAAUUUAGACAACUUUAGUACUUAGUUGUUGUUUUUUAAUUAUGUCAUUUAAAGUUUAUUUCAAAAUGUUUUAAUGAUAAAAUCAAACAAAUUAAAAUAAAACUUAAACUGAGUCAAAGUUCAGAUUUUGUUUAAAACUUUUAUUGUUAUUUUUUUUAAUCCAAACAACUAAAUCUUAAAAAAACUGAAGCUGAGGAUGUUUUUCACAACCAGAUUUCUUGUUACCCACAACAAACCUCUAUCCUUUGUGUCUUUUCUGCUUCUUUUACUCAUUUCUUGCUAUCGGAGUAACAUUGAAACACAGAAGUAAAACACUCAGAGGCAGCUAUUGUAUAUUUUAAAUGAGAGAAAAAUGGAAAAAAAGAAUUCACACUUUAGAGUGUCUUUUAAAUUGACCUCUUUUUGACUGCCUGUUUAAAACAGUUUAGGAAACAAAGCAACCCGUUCUGAGCUGUGAAUUUUUGUUCACAUGACUAAACCAGUGGCAUCAAGGUUAUAAACUAGUGCUGUCAGGGUUAAUCUCGUUAAAAUGACGUUAAAGCCAUAACCGCAUUAACGCGGCAAAUCUCCGUUAGCGAGUUAACGCGGAUCGCCCCGCGUUAGCGCGUUAACAUGUUAGCACUGUCCAGCCCCACGCACUACAAUACAUGUAUGGAACCCCACAAAACAACAGUUAGUCAGAGAAUAAGUGAAUAACUACACAUAAUAAUGUUAGGAAAAUCUCUUGAUGUUUCAUGUGUCUGAAAGAAAAAAAAAAAUCUGCUAGUAUAUCAUAAUAUUGGAGUUUUAGAUUACCAAUAUUGGUAUUGGUACCGUUCUUAAAAAUCCUAUAUCGGUCAGGCGCUAGUUAUCUGAAAGUGUUUUUUAGUUUUUUACAGCUUGAUCUAAAGCACCAGAAUUUGACCUCGUGCAGCUCCAAGUUUAUGCCUGUGUAAAUGUCGUUGUGAACUUUUGCAGCAGUUUCACCAAAAACCAUGAAAGCAAAACUAAGUAUCAGCACUCACGGGUGGAGAUGGAGAUUCAGUACAGAAAUAGUUCUUCACAGCACUUCUGCUUCUUCUCCUCCUCUUCUUUUAAUCAGAGCUUUUUUUCACAAAGUAUUCUCUCAGUGGAAAUAUAAAUAUCUCGUGUUGCUUUAUCUACAUUAUACUCACUUUGUACUUUUACUCUACUUUCAUUUUCAGUCCGUCGGAGGCCAAGACUCCAAAUGCAGUAUCUUUGUGUAACUGUAUAUAAAUAUAUAUAUUUGUCCUUUUAUGCUUUUUUUUCCCCAAAGUAUGUAUUGUCAUAUAUUGUGUAUUUUAAUAUUGUAUUGCCUUAACAUGACCCACGCUUAUCAUUUUUUGUACAUUUUCUGCACAGCAUAUAUGUAUGUAACCUCCUGUUAUGAUGUUUUUUUUAUUAUAUCUUGUGGAUUUGCCAUCAAUAUUUGGCUUUAAUUGUGUAUGAGUGUUUGACUCUUUACAUGCUCACCAAAAAAAAUAAAUGUGAUCUGAUCACUGCAA